AUGGAGGACAUGGAAAAGUGGUUGAAGGAGCUGGUGGUGGAGGCUAUUCAUAAUAAACUUUUGGAAGAUAUUGGAUUACCUACAUGGGGCAGUUAUUUGAUUUUUGCUGUUGCAACAAUUAUUUUGGGUGCAAUAUUAGGAUUACUUAUUGUAUGCUUGAUCGACUUCAUUUAUCCACCAAAACCUGCACAACAACAAAACAAAAAGAAACAGAAUAUAUUGGAUGGUUCCAUGCAGGAGAGAAGUUUGGAUGAGGAUGAAAUUACUGAAAAUGUUGGAGAUGAUUUAGUAGAUGAAGAAGAAUCUGAAGCAGAAGAACCUGAAAAAAUAGAAUCUGAGAUAAAGGAACUUGAAGUGAGUGAGAAAGAUAAGGAUACUAAAACUGAUACUAGUAGUCCCAAUGUUCGCAAGCGUAAGCCACGCAAGGCUGAUUAGAGACAAUAGUUUGCUUAAUGUAAAUAUUUAAUAAUUAUGAAUCAAUUAUGACUAACUUUUAUGGUAUAUUCCCAAAAUCAUUCCUGCAUUGCGAUAGCACAUAAUGUGACAUAAUAUCUUAUAUCUCAAAAUCUAAAUAAUCAGUAUAGAUUAUUCAAAGAAACAAUCAUGUUUGCUGUCCUUAUAUUUAAAAAUUUAAGUGCCAGAAACUUCUUUAAAUUAUCAUUGUAAAUGUUUUCUUAUUUACAAAUAUAUUUUUGAAGUUAUGAAAAUGGACACUUCUGGUAUAUUACUCAGUAAAAUCUUAGAACUUUAUUCUAAGCAAAAUACAUUGUGGAGUUUAAAUUUUUUUGAAUGUGUUUAAGACGUAAUCCUCUCAAAGUAAUAAAAAAAUAUAUAUAAACAUAUUGGAAAAACUUUUUUCUAAGUCAAAUAAAUUUAAUAAAUGUUUUGAUUAGCAAGUUAUUUGUUAGAUGAUAAUGCGUUCUUAAGAGUUCUUGAAGUAACUAAAUUCUCUAAAACACUUUUUACAUAUGAUUUUUAUAAAAUGUUUGAGAUCACAAAAAAAGACAAAGAUAAACUAAAAUAUCUGUAUGAAUUUUUUUUAUGAUUAUAACGAGAGAGAAAUAAAUCUUUAAACUAUUUGAUAAUUUCUAAUGCUUUGUUUUUCAUAUGAGAAAAAGAAACGAGUAAAAUGGAAAUAUUAAGAAAAAAAUGGAAAUAUUAAGUAAUAUUUAUUGUAUAUCUAACAAUAUGUUUAAGCAUAUUUGAUAUCUUUAUUAAAGAAAAAAUAAUAGCAUUAAUUACUUCCUUUAAAGAUGCAUUGUAAGACCAUUAAAAUAUAAAUCUAUUUAUUAAUUAUAGUUGCUAUAUGACAAUUAUUAUAAGUUUAUAUAUUAUAUAUUAAGACGUCCUAGAAUCAGCGCACCACCUGAUAAUGAUAGAUUCUUGAGAUUAUUUGGAGAUGAAAACCUUUAUACGAAAAUGUCGAGACUAUAAUAAUUUUUGAAUGAGAAGUAAGUUAAAGUAGACCAAUAAGAUUGCUCAAAAUUUGCUUUUUUAGACACGGUGCAUUGCAUAGUAGUAGGUGUUUUAAGAUAUCAAUUCACUUUUAACUAUUAAUAUAUUUUCAAAAUGUUAUUAUAAUCAUUUCUCAACAAUCUUCUUCACAUGAAGUAUAUCAUAGACGAAUAAUGUCUCUCAUAUAGUAAAAAUGUUCUAAUUAAUAUAAUUAAUAAAUUAUCUUUUUUCUUAUCACAAAAUAGAAAAUUUGAAUACAUUGAUAAAGUAGAAUUCUAUAUACAUACUUGUAAUGUUAAGUUAUAAUGUUUAUUUUUUAAUGGUUAUUUGUUUAUUUUCUUCUUUAUUUAUUUUUUUUCAGUGAAUUAUCGACAUAGAAAACUUCUAUUUGAUAUCUUAAAGAAUCUUUGUUAUUGUGCGAUGUAUUGUGCCUGAACGCGCAAACUGUAGGCAAUUAUUGGCCAAUUGUAAAUGUUUUCCUUUUAAAAACUAUUGUAGCCUCGGUAUUUGGAUAUUAAAAUUUUGUUCUCCAAAUGAUCUCAAGAAUUUAUCAUUAACACAUAGUGCAUCGAUUCUGGGACAUCUUGUAUAUUACAUCUUGUUUAAUCCCUUUUUUCUAUGCUAUUUCUAAAUAAAGUAUUUUAUUAUAUUUAAAAAA
Messenger RNA from Formica exsecta, 2113 nucleotides. Its product is annotated as thioredoxin-related transmembrane protein 1. The transcript is spliced from 3 exons. The coding region runs from base 1 to 435 and encodes 144 amino acids. The record is from RefSeq and is a predicted model, not a curated record. NCBI's taxonomy places the organism in Eukaryota, Metazoa, Arthropoda, Insecta, Hymenoptera, Formicidae.